Molecule: messenger RNA, 5890 nt
Organism: Drosophila persimilis
Lineage: Eukaryota; Metazoa; Arthropoda; Insecta; Diptera; Drosophilidae
Product: PHD finger protein rhinoceros
Exons: 8
Coding region: 509-2851 (780 amino acids)
Source: RefSeq, a predicted model, not a curated record
CUUAAUAAAUAGCCUAAAGGUGGAAAAGCGUAUUAAAAAUGGCAGCAAAAAGAAGGUUCCAGGUGCCGUGUUGCAGCCGCUGCCGGUAAGCGCCACUUGUGAAGCCAUCGUGACACACAAAAGGACUGCUCCAUUGAAAAGGCAAUUGACGAAAAAAAAUACGAAAAAAGCAAGAGGUAAACUGCCAUAGAUAGAAGGGAAACACUGGAACACGAGGAGGAGAUGCGACGCUGCCGACGGUGACAGUGGCGCCACACCUGGACACCAUCUAGACACCAUUCCUCAGCUAGAUGACGGGCAGCAGCAGGAGCAGUCAAAGGCACGGCUCGAGGACAAACCGAUCAACGUGUCAACGAGAACGUCAACGUCAACGCGUCGAGGAGGAUGCAAAUUGUCGCAAACAAGUGCCACAGCUACAGCGACGACACCAGCAGCAGCAGCCAGAGAGAGCGCCAACCCAUUGAGGAGACGGAGACCCAACGCAGGGGCGCCCACCCCCACCCGCAACAUGGCGGACGCGGAGGAUAGCAACAGUGGGGCGAGUGGGAAGGGGGGACAGGAGUCGAUGCGUCUCCUAACAAAAAUAGACAAGGCAGUCUCCACCAACGACAUCCUGCUGGACCUGCAGCGCGCCCUCACCUAUGAGGCGGUGUUCAGCACUUUGGUGGAGCACAAGAUGCAGGCCCUGAAGCGCGACUACGAGGAGCACAAGAGGGCCAAGCGGGCUAAGAAACGGAAGUCCAUUGGCCGCAUCUUUCUGCCCCGCAAGCUCUUCGGUGGCGGUCGCCGUGGCAGCCGGGAAGAGGACUCAGCCGCAGCGCCCGCGGAGGAGCCACAAACGCCAUCUGCCAAAACCAUAGCCAAGGCAAAAACAAAACCCAAGGGCAGGGGCAAGGCUCAGGAUGACAUCGAAGUGGCUUCGGGUUCGGUGGACGCCUCGCUGUGCUUCCACGGGAAGAGCGCAGAACCGCUGGAGGAUAGCCUGGCCAGCAACUCGCUGAGCAACUCGUCGGGCCCGGGGCCGGGCCGCCAAGCCAUACACAGCCACAGCCUCCUGGUCCACGCCCAGACCCAUACCCCGGCCAAGACGGACCUGCCACGACGAUCCGGCAGUUCAGAGGAGGAAAACGACGAGGAGGAUAGGGUACGCCCGGCCCCCCCGGCCAAACAUUCCACAACGACGACCAACGGCGAGUCGACCUCGACGACUGCCACAGCAACUGCCACGGUGAUAACUGCGGAGCGCGGUGGCGUCCUGCACAGCUCAACACUGGCGGACGACAGUCUGACCGCCUCGUUGCGCGGCAGCAUUGAGAGCCUCUCCUACUCCAGCUCCCGCUGCACCGUCAGCUUUGGGGGCGCGGAGAUCAUCGCCGUUGCCGGCCUCGAUGCGGACACACGGGAGCGGGUGCGACUGGCCAAGCGACUGCGCAUCCUGGAGGCCAAGUCGAUCAGUGCCCAGUGCAGUCCCAUCUUUCCGAGGCACGUGGUGCGCUCGUUCCCGCUACAAGCACCCCAGCAAGCGCGCCUGCACAUCAAUGUUCCCUCCAGUCUGGCCAAGCAGCCUUCGCCGCCACCUCCACCGCCGCAUGUGGCCGUGGAGAUUGAGACGCCUUCCGCAGCUGCUGCCGCUCCGACUCCUGUUUUGCUGCCACAACGCAAGCGACUGCUGCGCAAGCAAAUCUCCUGCACGGAUAGCGCCGGCAUGGGCGGUGGAGCCAGCGAAUUCGAGGGGGCGGCCUACUCGCGCUACUUUUCCCGCCAAAACACCUCGGAGGACAGCGCCAACGUGACCGUGAGCACGGUGCUGGCCCAGAGCGAUUCGCAGUCCCUGCACGCCACGCCCAGCUACGCGAACACGCCCACGUCUACGGCCGGAAGGGAACAGGAGCGCCUCAAGUCGCGCAGCACCGGACUGCUGGCCGUUCGCCCACCAGCCAUGGGGCUCGACACAGACGCAGUGAUCAUUCCCAUUGAGAACGAGGGGGAGAACAGAGGGGCCAAGGCAGGACCUGCACCGGCUCUGGCCCAGGAGAGGCUGAACCGGAUGACCUCCACCUCCACGGGCUCCAGUGUGGCACCCACGGGAUGCUGCAGUGCGGCCAAGACGGCGGCAUCGCGGGCAAAAGAGAAGCCCAGAGAAGGCCAGAGUCAGAACCACGGCUAUGGUCAAGGACAGGGACAGAGGCAGGGAUUCAAACCCACGCUGCCAUCCUCCGCUGCGACCGCGUCUGCGAUGGCGGCUCAGAGCACUGGCAGCGACGACGAAUACCGACGACGGAAGCGGAAGUACAAGCGCCAUCAUCGCUGCUCGGAUCCUGCACUGGUGUACCCCACGCCCAGUGGUCUCCAGCAAUAUGUGCACGUCCUCGGCCUCACCCCAGGCUCACAGGCCAUACAAUGCCCGUACGGUGAGGACUCGCCGUGCGACCUGCAGCUGGACAUGGAGUUGGAUCUGGACACAGAUGCUGAUAAAAUCGACGACCUUGAACAGAUGGUCCCCGGCGGUCAUCAGCGGCAUCGACGCAAGCAUCGGCAUCGCCACAAAAAGCGUCAUCGGCACAAAAAACCCAAAAUACUUGUACAGGACUUGGACACGGAGGUUAUUAAGGUGAUUGAUCCACACGAUUUGUCGAAGCGCGCACGAUGGACAAUCAUUGCCACCGCCUGUUUGCUUUUGCUCAUGUGCCUCAUGCUGAUUGGGGUCACGCUGCGCAUGGCGCCGAUCAUCGAUGAUAUGGUCCGUCAGGAGAACGAGCGGAACAUUCGGGAGAACAUGGAGCGCACGCGGAUGAUGAAGAACCGAACGGAGCUGAUGCUGCAGCGGCAACAGUUGAUGCACGUUCCAUAACAACCGAGCAGGAGCAACAGCAGCAGGAGCAGGCCACAAUAAGCAGGCGGAGGGAAGGAAGUGACACCCGCCGAGUGGGGCAGAUGCCACCGGAUGAGAUACCACAACAAGAUGGCUGUGUGUCAGAAGCGGCAACAAGAGUUGUGGCAGUCAAACAGGGGAAGUACUCUUUCCUUCCUUCCUCCAGAUACCCUGAUAUCUUCCCCCACCCCCCUACACACAAAUGUUAUGCGCACAAAGGUAAAAUAAUAAAACAAAAACAAAAAAAAAAAACAAAUCAAAGGAAUGGAGGAGCAGCACUCCGAAGUGCUCGAGAAAAACAAAAUGAAGGCAGAAACCCCCCCAAGGAGAAAUCACUUGUUUUGUAUCUAAAUGAGAGGUGAGAGGAGAGAGGAGAGAGCAGCAUCCGGUUAGAUGCCCACCAUUGUUAGACGAUCAGAGGAGUCGCGAAUUGAACUAAAGUAAACGUUAAACAUUAAACACUAAACACUAAACACUAAAGAUUAAACAUUAAACAUUACACAUUAAAGUAAAACCAAAAGUGAUCCAGUCUAGUGCUAAGUAAGAGUCAAUAGUCAAAAAACGUUGUUAGUAGAGUUGCUGCAAUGGCAUUGUAUGUACAAUAUAGUAAAUGUUCAGGUACAGUCCGAUCUGGUUUGCCCACGAAAGAUUAGUUUGUUCGAUUUGCUUUACCGAUGAUUUUCUUUUGAUGUAUUCCCAGAACGCACCGGAAAGGACUGUCUUGUUUGUAUCGUAAUUGUUGUGCUUGGGGCUUGAUCCCUCGAUGAGGUUGAGGAGCGACGCCACCACUUCCCUUAACAAGAAAAUUGAGCCAAGGUUUCGAUUGUUCAGUUCGGAUUAACAAAAUGGUUUCAAUUUUUUGUUUGCUCAAGUUUUCCCAUUUGGUUUUUCCUCCUCGAACGGGUGGCGUCGAUAGGAAAGUAAAGCUGGUCAAUAAACCUAUAGUUAUGUGUAUUUAAAACUAUGUUGUUAACUGAAACAAGUACUCCCAAGUAAAUGUUAAAGAAAGAAGAACACGACACGAAUCGAAACGAAACGAAAAGUUUUUGUAUUUAUAAGAAGAACAGGAAGAGGAACUAGGAAAAGGCAAAUGCAAAGGCAAAGGAAAAAUACAGUACGAGUAUUCCAGAGAUACAUUUCGAAUAAACACAAUUUGCAUAAUGAUAACAAUAAUUCUAAUACAAUGCAUAGCUGGAAAAUCCCAAGGGAGCGGAACAUUCAAUAGUUUCAUUCGCAUUUGGAGCGAAGAAUCGGGGAGAAUAAUUAUUGUUGUAUAGCAUAACUAAAUAACUAAAUAGCUAACUAAAUAGCAGACGAGUAAAUAAAUGUUAGUAAAUUAGCGGAUCGAUGUGAAACGGUUACUUAAGUGCAAAACGAGCUUGUUGUCGAAUUAAUUUUAAAUGGCAUUACAUUAAGUGAAACUAAGCUAAAAGGUUAAAUGUUUUUUUAGGUGUUCAAUGUUGAAAUUAAUUUGUGGCCCAAGGGGCAGACUCUCCAAUUCGCAUUGCCCCUGUCAGGUAUACAUACAUACAUACAAUAUAUGUACAUACGAGUAUAUAGUAGUAGGUACUAUAUAUUUUCAUAUUUCCUAUGCUAACUGAGUUGCAGGUUUGACGAAAAAUUUAGCUUGAAGCAAAUUUCUAUCGGUUUCAGCUUUGGACGGCUUGCAAGACCCCCUAGACCACCCCCCUACCCCCCGUCUACCAGUUCCCUUUGAGUGUUGCGCCAGGCGGCAAACAUUUUCCAAAGGUUUUGUGUCCGAAUCUGUUUCGGGCAGUCAAUUAAUUGGAUCUAAACAGAUGAAGAAAACGCAGACGGUCCGCGGGGCUUACCAUAUGUACAUACACAUACAUAUGCAUAUACGAGUAGAUACACACACACACGGACACACACAUUGGUGUUUCAGGGGGGAGAGGUGUUCAGCUAAGGAAAUGAAAAGCUUUAAAUUAGCUAAAUACAAUUUCAGAAAUAAACAUUGAAAACGCAUUAAACCGGUGUUGAGAGCAUUACCAGUGCGAUAGACACAAAAAACAACACACACACACACACAGACACACCGACCCAAGCACAGAUACAGAGAUAAACAGAUUUAUAAGAUUUGCAUUUUGAUCAAGGAAUCAAUUUCACAUUUUACCAGACAUCAAAUAAUGACAAGACACAACACACAAACACACACACACAGACACAUAAGAGAAAAAGUACGAUACUUAGUAAUGGCAUUUAGGGGGAUUCAGUCAGGGAAAUGGGAAAUGGAAAAUGGUAAAUGGCAAAUGGCAAAUGGCAGCUGGUUGUACGAGUAUGUAUUUACUAGGUUUGCAAAACUAAUUUAAACCGUGUGCUAAAGCAAACGCAUGAUGCAUGAUGCAUGAUCCAUGAUUCAGGAUUCAUGAAGCGAAGAGUCGCCAGAAAGGAAACCAAACAGUUAAUAGCUAAAAUAAAUUGUCUGUAAUUAUGCGUAGAGCUAUGUAAGUGUGUAAAUUGUAAGCUGAAUUAUUAUACAACAAUAAAUAAAACUAACUACAGCCGAGGCGAAUCCAGUGAGGGGUACUCGUACUGGUACUCGUACAUUCUGGAAAUACUCAUAACAAACGCAAACAGAAUAUUAAGUAUUACAACAAUCAAAAUUGUUUCCCGCAAAAUCAAACUUUUUAGCCUUUGAACGAGAGACUUUGGUGCCCAAAUCCAUUUUGAGCAAUUAUUUACAAUGAAAAUACGAACACAAAGAAAACACACACUCACACACACACCCACACGCAAACACACACAUACUCAAAUGUAAAUAGGAAAGCGGAAACGGAUGGGGAAAAAAACAAUAAAUGAAUACACCGCAUAAAUAAACAUUAAAUUAAUUAACAACUGAAAUAAACAAAAAAAAAACCGAAAAGAAACACAACACAUACGCGAAAAAAACUGAUAAAACUUCCAACUUGACGCAAAGGAAUCAACUUUAACUGUUAAUUGUUGCUCAAAAUAAACAUAAAAGUGAAAAUAAAUGAAAAGUAAAGCAAAUACAAUGCA